This is a messenger RNA of Folsomia candida, 584 nucleotides long. RefSeq lists its product as uncharacterized. The transcript has 4 exons. Bases 49 to 522 code for a protein of 157 amino acids. Lineage: Eukaryota; Metazoa; Arthropoda; Collembola; Entomobryomorpha; Isotomidae. The record is from RefSeq and is a predicted model, not a curated record.
GUCAGGAAUCCUUGUCAGCAACACGAGCAAUAAAUCUACACGGUAACCAUGUCCCUUGCAACUUUUGUCGUUCUUGCCUGCGUUCUUGCGCUCGGCAAUGCGCAAGUUCUUUCCCCCGCCGCCCCACUUUUUAGCGGAAGGAGGGCCGCCUCACCCAAAGCCCUCAGUGGCAUCACGGACUGCGGUAUUGGUGAACUUGUCGACGUUCGUCUUUCUGGAUGUACCCAAGCCCCAUGCACCCUCACCGCUGGCCAGUCGUACCAACUUCAGGGUGACUUCCGUUCCCGUGAUCAACACUGGAUCCUCCGCUACGCCAUGAUUGUCCACCAGGAGAACCAGUUGACCACGAUCUUCCCGGAAAACGCAGUUCCCGACAGUGUCGUGACACCUGGACAGCUGUACACUUUCUCGCAUGACUUCAUUUUCAACCCCGCCUUCCGAGGGAAAAGCUACAUCAGGCUUGAACUUCAUGAGAACUGGAAACAAGAGUUCUGUCUCAUCAUCCCGGUCAAUGUUGUGUAGAAGGAAAUACUUACUUUUAAUUGGAACAAUAAACAAUUUUAAUUUCUUUGAGUAUCGCAAAA